UAGGGCUUAGCGUCUUUUCGCCUAUCUGUAGAGGAUAUCAGAGGGCAACGUUUCUGCCAUGAAAUAGGACUAAUCAACUUAGUUGAAUUCGUAUUUAAGGCAAGGUGAAUUAAUUAAGACGGUUUCUGAAACAGUCGUCAGAUGUGCUUUUAAAUCUGCAGCCAGAGGAGCUUCCGCAAUUGAAAGAAAAUCUUUGGAUGGUUCUUCCACAAGCAAUGUCAAAACCAAGAAGACUUCAGAGAGGAUACAAUGGACCCUACAGAACCUCGUAAAUGUAUUCCUCUGUCUGGUGAACCUGGUACUCCGGAAGAAAGGCAUUUGUGCCAGCUCUCUACUGGAAUGACAUUAGAAGAACUCCAUCAGUGGCGAGAGAUAUUGAUGAUAAAUCCAACGAUGGCCAUGAAUCCUUUACUGACGGCACCAGGGCAGCAGAGGAUGCCACUGGUUCCUUCAUCAUUUGAACCUCCAACGGUGGAUCGAGAUUUAUUGUCUUCCACUGUAGCUCCUGCUGACCCAAGACAGUUUUGUGUUCCUUCCCAAUUUGGAUCCUCUGUUCUACCAAAUGCAAAUAUGCCGAACAUGCUAUCCAAUCAUGUCUACUCAGGUUGGGGCAUUUUACCACCUGAAUCCAUAAAGGCAAUGGCAAGAAGGAAUGAAAUGAUUCAAAGGCAGCAUACUGCCAGGAUGGAAAUGGAAAUGCAUGCAUUUUACCAGCAAAGGAGAAUAGAAAAAGUGAAUCCCAAGGGACUAGCAGGACCAGGGAUACCAUUCCUCUAUAGCUCCAGCAUCCCUCCUGGCCCAGCCAACUACCAUGGCAGGAGCAUGCUCCCUGCCAGUGACCUGCAUUUUCACAGAAGCACCCUGAGAAACCUUCAGGGAACCCCCACGCUAGUGGCAGCUGGUCCACAUUUUCUAGAAAGCUGGGGUCAGAAAUGUCGUCGUCUCAGGAGAGGUGCUGGGAAUCAGAAAGUUCUAGACAGCGAUACUGAGAGCUCUAAAAGUCAAGGAGAAGAAAAAAUCUUAGGCCAGACUCAUGUGAUUCCCUAUGAAGAGGAUGAAUUUGCAAAAGAACCAGAAACCGAAGCUCUCAACAAUCAGAAGUCAAGGGAAACCAAUGAAAAGCCAGCUCUUGGCAACACCUGUGGGGAGCUCGAGCCCACCCAUAAAAAACCUUGGGGAGCUCAUGGUGCUCCCCUAGAAGCAAAGGCCUGGGAUGGUGCAAAGGAGAAGACUUCAGAGCAAGGCUUUGCAGCCUGUGGUGAAAAGAAUGGGGUUUGUCCCCCAAUUCCUCGACCGUCUCUGCCAGGAGCGCACCCACUGGUUACAAUUGGGGAAAAUCUGUCUUUGGAUGAAGAUAUUCAGAAAUGGACCGUGAAUGACGUGCACAACUUCAUUAGGGGCCUUCCAGGUUGUUCAGAUUAUGCUCAGGUAUUUAAAGAUCAUGCCAUUGAUGGAGAAACCUUGCCAUUACUCACCGAGGAGCAUCUUCGCAGCACUCUGGGAUUAAAGCUAGGGCCGGCGCUCAAGAUUCAGUCGCAGGUAUCUCAGCAAGUGGAAAGUAUGUUGUAUAAGAAAAGUCUUUUACUUCCUACCCAUACAAAACAACCAUUUGAUCAACCAGCAGAUACAUCCCCUCUUUUGGAUUUUAAUUCCUGGGGUGAUACAUUGGAUGUCCCUUGUUCCCAGGAUAUAACAAUUCCUAAAUGAAGCGAACAAGAUAGCAUGAGAAAUUAAAACCCUCAAGGAGCAAGAACAGUCUUAAUCAGUUUUCCAAAGAGUCCAGGACAUUCUGAAGGGUGUGUGAGGGUUUCCCAAGAUGAGAUGGAAGCUGGGAAGAAGAGAAAGCCAGCCCUCCUGGAGCCCUUAAGGAGGCCUUGUCCGAGAGCCUUCCUAAUGUGACUUCAGCCCAAAGUGGCUGCAGGUGUAUCCUUGGAAGCAAAUGCUGAAUGAAGGAGAGCAUUUGCAAACACCAAAAAAGCUACAGUUGGAUGAUUCCAUGAGGAAAUCUCCUAAGAAGCCAAAAGAACCAAUACUGAAAAAAAAAAGAGUUCCUUAUCUCCCUUCACUCAUUUCCCAUCCCCCAACCCAGAAAGAGACCAAGGCAAUCCUGUAGAGUUUAAAGAUGUAGAAGAAAAAGUGGCAAAGUACAAAAAUGAGAAAGAGAAGCUGACCACAAGGCCUCCACUUUUUCUCACUUCAGGCUUCCAGGCUGAAGAAGGACCAAGCCAGGGAAGAACAGAAGGUUUAACCUUUCAGUUCAGAGAGACUGUUACUCAGCAUUUUCUUUCUGACAUGAAAUUGUCAUGACUCAAAAUAACUCCUAAUUAUCUGAGACGGAGAUGAAAAGUAACAGUACCCACCUCAGAUUUCCCACAAAGGGUGGGGAUAGAGUUAUCUCUGCAAAGCAGGUUUGAAUUGGCUGGAGGGAGGGGAGAAGAUGAAGGUGACUUUCUGCUUGUCCCCAUGGAGUUCCUCUCAACUUUACACUUAACAGAAAGCCUCUGAAAAGAUACACAAGAAAAGGCUAGGAGUUUGCUCAAGGAAGGGACUGGCAAGAGGGGCAUGAGGGAAACUUAGCACAUACCCUCCUGUACAUUUUAAAUGUCCAACGAUGAGAAUGCAUUUCCUAUUUUUAAAAUUUACAUUUAAAAUGAAGAAACUGUAGCGGGCAGCCUCGAAGAUAGCCCCCAAUGAUCCCUGCUUCCCGGUCCCUGUGCCCUAGUGUAACGCCCUCCCCUCUUAGGUGGGAUGGACUUACUGACUCUUUUCUAGCGAACAUAAUAUGAAAAUCAUGAUGGAUGUCACAUCUUUGGUUCUUCUGUCUGGGAUGCUCUUUCUCCCUCUUUGGAAUCCCUGCUCUUGAGGGAGCCAGCUUCUAUGAGUCCAGGCAGCCCUGCUGAGAGCCUGAGUGAUGGAACGUGGAAACAAAUCUUCUGAGGCUUGUCAAAAGCCACAUUAAGGAACUUGAACGUGGCUUCUCCUCAAUGAAGCAUUGAGAUAAUUACACAUGCAGCUUCUGCCUACAGCUUGAUGGAGGGCCUGAACCAGAGGUCUCCACUGAGUCGCUCCUGGAUUCCUGACCCGCAGAAACUGCAAAAUAAUAAAUGUGUUGUUUUCAGCCACAAA
Molecule: messenger RNA, 3126 nt
Organism: Neofelis nebulosa (Clouded leopard)
Lineage: Eukaryota; Metazoa; Chordata; Mammalia; Carnivora; Felidae
Gene: SAMD7
Product: sterile alpha motif domain containing 7
Exons: 9
Coding region: 250-1707 (485 amino acids)
Molecular function (GO): protein binding
Source: RefSeq, a predicted model, not a curated record